Entrophospora sp. SA101 is the source of this 1097-nucleotide messenger RNA. The record is from the annotation of a GenBank genome assembly. NCBI's taxonomy places the organism in Eukaryota, Fungi, Glomeromycota, Glomeromycetes, Entrophosporales, Entrophosporaceae.
GUCAGGUAAAUCAGGAUGUUGAUAAUGAUAAUUUAAUAAAUGAUAUGCCUAAUUUUGGAUAUGGAGUCGAUCAAGAUAUUGAUAAUUUACAUGAUGAUCUUGUUAAGAUUUACAAUCAAGUAGAGGAAAGUAACUUGAUUAAAUUUGGUAUAAUUGAUUUGGAUGAUAAUACAAUGUCACAAUUAAAACCAUAUAUAAUUAUCAAAGAAAAAUACGAAAAAAAUUUUGAAUUUGAAAUAUUUAAUGAUGAAAUCAUUAAAAAGAUGCUUAGUGACAUUAAAAUGAUUAGCAAUAAAGAUUCUGUUACUAAAUUUAUUCAAAGUUAUAAUCACUUAGAAACUUUUGAUAAUUUUGAAAUAUCAGCAAGAAUAAAACAUUUUAUUUUGUGGACUGUAAAGAUUUUGUGGAACGUUUUUGCAAAAAAUGAUUCAUAUUUGGACAAAGCUCAUUCUGAAAUGCACAUUUCUACAAUGUUACAUGCUCCUGUCUUAGAAUGUCUUUUUGGAUGUAAAGAUCCUAGUGAUGCCAAUAAAAUAAGAAGAAAUGAAAUUAAGAAAAAAAGAGUUAGGCUUGCUCAAAUUCCUGAUGCUAAAUUGACAUAUGGAAUCAAGGAUGUUGAAGUAUUAGUUGUGGAAAAAGCAAAAGAUCCAAUACAUAAAGAUAUAAAAAAAGCUUCUGGAGAUCAGAACAAGUUGAGCAUGCUAAUGCAUGAUCAACAUACUUGCUUUUAUUCAAUAUUGUAUGAGAAUUAUCUUGAAGAGGAAAUGAAUAAGAUUAAUGUUUUUGGAUUGCGAAUAUCAAAGUUGCAACUAACAGGGUAUAUAAUGCAUGUACCAGCCCCUGGUCUAUAUGUUAAAUCAAGAUUAUUUUCUGUAAAUUUUCCAAAGAGACUGUCUGAUAUGUCUUCCCUAAGAGAGUGUUUGAUCAACUUAAUUAAAUUUAGGUUGAUGUUGGACAAGUCCUAUAAUGAUUUUCUAAUGGUUCUUGAAAAAGAUGAUGGAUUUAGAACACCAAGAAGAUUAGGUAACCCUUGGAUUGUGAAAUUUAAUAAAUCACCACCUACUAUUUUAAAGGAAGAAAAGGAAAACUCUAAAUGA